Molecule: messenger RNA, 2053 nt
Organism: Microbotryum saponariae
Lineage: Eukaryota; Fungi; Basidiomycota; Microbotryomycetes; Microbotryales; Microbotryaceae
Source: the annotation of a GenBank genome assembly
AUGCAGCGAGUCGCCAGGCCUUCCUUGCUCCCCACAUGCUGGGGAACCCGACGUGAUCCGAUCACCUGUCGCAGCUUCGCAACCACCCGUCUCGCUCGCAACGUCGUCAAGGAGCUGCAGGCACGAGGCAUGGUUGCUGACCUCACAAGGUAAGCGUUGCAGCGUUCAUGUCUGAGUUGUGCUCGUAAGUUCAUGGUGUAUCGCCACCUUCUGCACUCACAGUCGGUCGGUCACCAAGCAUGUCGAGCGACCGGUCACCGUCUACCUCGGCGUCGACCCUUCCGCGAGUUCACUACAUGUCGGCAACCUCGCAGCUCUCGUCGGACUACUUCACUUUCGGCUACAGGGACAUACAGCUAUUGCUCUUGUAUGUCCAUCCGCUCGCCAAAGCUCAUGCUCAGCCUUCCCCACUGAUCACUCGUGCUUGUUCCCUCAGAUCGGAGGGGCGACCGGAUCGGUCGGAGAUCCAUCAGGGAGAUCGACCGAACGCAACGCCCUCUCGUCCUCGCAACUCGACACCAACGUCCGAGCCAUCACUUCCCAAGUCACGGGCUUCCUUGACCGAGGCGUGCCUUUUGCUCAAUCGCGGAAUAGACGGAGAGAUUCCCCCGAGUCUGAAUCUUCACUCGGCCAAAUAAGGGUCGAGAACAACCUCGACUGGUUAGGUGGGAUGGGCUUGUUGCAGUUUCUCAGUUCGGCCGGAAAGAUGGCGAGGAUAUCGACGAUGCUUUCACGAGAGAGGUGGGUGGUCCAAAAACCCAUGCGAUGCGCCCGGAAGAUUUGAGUACACGCAAGAAUUGGUACUCAAAUCUUUAGGUUUUCUGCCGUCCACAGCGUCAAAUCACGACUCGAAUCCUCCUCGGGCCUCUCCUUCACCGAGUUCAGCUACCAACUCUUGCAGGCGUUUGACUUCCUCACCUUGCAUCAACGUCACAACUGUACGAUCCAACUCGGGGGUUCGGACCAACUCGGCAACAUCAUGUCCGGCAUCGAGAUGAUUCGCAAGAAUCAACUCCAGGCCCAGACCCUUCCCGUAGAUGCAACACCACCAACUACGAACAUGGAACCCAGAGUAGGAGGUGAUCAUGAAGAUCCAGCGUAUGGUAUCACGAUGCCGUUGUUGACGACCGCUUCGGGGGAAAAGUUCGGUAAGAGUGCUGGGAAUGCCAUCUGGCUGGACCCGGGCAUGACAAGUCCUUUUGAGCUGUAUCAGGUGCGUUCGAGACUUGGAGUUUAGUUUGGGAUAAUUCUGAUAUCGGCCGUUGUCGGUGAUCGUCACAGUUCUUCCUUCGGACAACAGAUGAGGAGGUGCACAAGUAUCUCAAAAUCUUCACUUUUGUGCGAGUAAUUGAGCUGGAAGCCAUUAUGGCUGACCACAAGGUGGGUUGCGGGAAAGUGAUUUACAUUCUGGUGUUGAUAAACUGACUUGUUCGUUUCUUGUAGGCCCAUCUCGAACAACGGGUCGCACAAAAGAUCUUGGCGGCCGAGGCGACCGAGCUCGUUCAUGGAGGUGAGCACAUCCUGGAGACACGAGAUAAUUACGGCCCGGCGUACUUACUUCGAUUCUACUCUCUGCAGCACUGGGAUUGCGUCAGGCAAUCGCCGCGACCUCCCUCUUUUACGGCUCGGACCCGGCAACGCUCGAUCUCGUCCCUAUCAUCGAGGCGCUCGAAGCGACACCGACGUCCAACUCGACCCAGCCGGAAGCGCAGCUACCUUCAAUGAUUCUAAAUUUACCUAAAGAAGAGUUCUUGGGACAGGCAUUGGAGAAGAUUGUGAUCGCUAGUGGAUUGGCCACGUCAAAGAGUACGGCCACGGCGCGGUUCAGAUUUGCAGUUGGACCUUGUCAUUCCCAUACUGAUUUGAUCAUGUCUUUUAUGGGUGUACAGCACAAGCAAGACGAGCGAUCGAUCAAGGUCUGAUCUCGAUCAAUGGGACCAAAGUUGCACCUAAGAAACAUCAGAGGUCGAUCGAAGUGGACGAUUUGUUGCUGGAUCGAGUGGUGUUGCUCAAGAUGGGCAAGCAGGGGAACAAGGUUGUUGUAUUGGAAUGA